This is a messenger RNA of Trematosphaeria pertusa, 1482 nucleotides long. RefSeq lists its product as uncharacterized. The coding region runs from base 41 to 1264 and encodes 407 amino acids. Gene Ontology annotation, biological process: fatty acid alpha-oxidation. Gene Ontology annotation, molecular function: phytanoyl-CoA dioxygenase activity. The transcript has a single exon. The record is from RefSeq and is a predicted model, not a curated record. Lineage: Eukaryota; Fungi; Ascomycota; Dothideomycetes; Pleosporales; Trematosphaeriaceae.
UGCUCAGAUGCCCUACUCUUCUCUAUACUCCAUAACCAUUAUGGACGGGUCCGCGAAUGGCUUUCAUGCGACAAACGGGCAUGCCAAUGGCGCUGGCCAAUCGCCAAUAAAACCUCGGCUAUUCUGCAUGGAGAAACCUCCAUCGCUCGAAGACUUCACGAGGCUCACAACGGAAUCCGUUCCAGUUCACUAUCCUCUCGCCGCCUCAAUCCAGUCGAAUGUACCAACCUACGACCUGCCAGACUUCCACGCUACCACGGCAGAGCAACGCGAAGCACUCCAGGAUGAAUGGUACCACAUCCUCCUCUCCGGCCCAGGAGUCUUCGUUACGAAAGGGCUAUACAAAGACAAACCACUUUUAGAGAAGGUGAACCAAGUCUAUGCUCAGAUUAUCGAGAACGAGAAGAAGCUCGCUGGCAAGCGAGGCGACCAUUUUGCAGGCUCCGGCGCGAACGAUAGGAUCUGGAAUUCGUUUUCGAAGCACUGUCUCCAGGACCCGGAAUCUUUCCUGGCGUAUUACUCGAACCCGUGGCUUCCGAUCAUAUCGUCGGCGUGGCUGGGCCCGCACCAUCGCCUCACGGCGCAAGUCAACAUCGUGAAGCCCGGCGCGAAGGCGCAGAUCUCGCAUCGCGACUACCACAUCGGCUUUCAAGACAACGCGUCGUGUACAAAGUUCCCAAAAGCGCUGCAGGUUGCCUCGCAGUUCCUGACGCUGCAAGGCGCCGUGGCGCAUUCAGAUAUGCCCCUCGAAAGCGGUCCGACGCGUUUGCUUCCCUUCAGCCAAAUGUUCGAGGAGGGAUACAUGGCGUACCGCAUCCCGGAGUUCCAGAACUACUUCCUGGAGAAAUAUGUCGCCGUGCCGCUUUCGCAAGGCGAUGGACUCUUCUUCAAUCCCGCGCUGUUCCAUGCGGCCGGGCAGAACGAUUCCUCGUCCAUCAUGCGCUCUGCAAAUCUCUUGCAGAUAUCAUCUGCUUUCGGCAAACCGAUGGAGAUGAUCGAUACGUAUCCGCUUAUUGAGAGGACGUGGGAUGGGUUGGUUGAGCGGUACAGGAAGGAAGGUCUCAGCGACGAAGUCAGGGCCUUUGUGGGUAAUGUCGCGGAAGGGUAUCCGUUCCCCACGAAUUUGGAUCGGCGUGUUCCGCAGACAGCGGGUAUGGCGCCCGAGAGUGAGCAGGAUCUUCUGAUCCGUGGGUUGGAGAAGGGAUGGACGAAGGAAGAGGUGUUGGUCGAGAUUAGGAAGAUGAGGAGUGAUUCAAGAGCGUAAGCAUCCGCUCGUGGCAUAGUACAUGCGAACGAAGCGUGGUACAAAAUACUUCAUUUCCCAGUGUUUCACGCAGCUUAUAGGUGGGGUCAUUCCAUCCUUCAUCACUGUUUGUCAUUGACACUCACCUGUAUGUGAAUGUCUCGCCCUUUCAAUGUCUCAAAAGCAUGGAAUUAGCUACACAAACAGCAUGACUUCUGUCCAUAUCCUACUUACUUUCC